Mucor mucedo is the source of this 180-nucleotide messenger RNA. RefSeq lists its product as uncharacterized. NCBI's taxonomy places the organism in Eukaryota, Fungi, Mucoromycota, Mucoromycetes, Mucorales, Mucoraceae. The annotation marks the transcript as partial. The record is from RefSeq and is a predicted model, not a curated record. The transcript has a single exon.
AGAAUUCGAACAUUUCUGAACCCGCUGAUUGUAGAAAUCAAAAAUCGGUUAUCACCAGCGGCUACCACGAAAGCGACAUUGUAUAAGACCCCUUUCGAUAUAAUUCCAGUUUUUAGGCAUAUAUUGUCAAAAUACGAAUCAGAAAUUGAAGCGAACUAUCAAUCAACAGCAGUGAUAUAA